Messenger RNA from Racocetra fulgida, 131 nucleotides. The record is from the annotation of a GenBank genome assembly. Lineage: Eukaryota; Fungi; Glomeromycota; Glomeromycetes; Diversisporales; Gigasporaceae.
AAUCAGACAUAGAAUUAGAAAAGGAAUUAGGAAGAGAAUCAGAAAUAGAAUUAGAAAAGGAAUUAGGAAGAGAAAUAGAAAUUGAAUCGUCAUUAAAAUUAGUGUCGAUUCGAGAUUUUUUGUCUUUGUAA